AUGCCGAGUCUCCAGGACGCGUGGGCCGCGGCGGGGGGUAGCCAGCUGGUCGGUGACCCGGCCAGGGAGGCGCCCAGGCCCCGCCCCUCCACCACGACCCUAGUCCGGGAGCGCCUGCCGGCCUCCGCCCGUAGCGCGAGCUGGCACUUCGUCAGGUGGGCGGCGGCACCUAUCAGGCGGCGGUACCUCUCCGGCGACGUACACCUGCAACUGGCGAAGAAGGGCUCAACCACCCGCAAGGAGUCGGCGGUCCGGCGGCGCAGUUCCAUGAGUCUAACCGAGGAGUGGGAACAGAGGGCGAUCGGAGGAAGCUACUACGAGCUGUUCGCGGCCUCAUUGGGCAACCUGGAAUGGUUGCGGUUCUGUCUAAAUCGGCAUUGUGGCGAAAUCGUGGCCGAUGACAAGGGUUUCACUGCCAUCCACUUUGCAGCCCAGAGCGGCAAGCUUGCAUGCCUGCAGGUCUUGGUGGAGGAGUACAAGUUUCCCGUAAACCUGCCCACCAACAAUGGCCAGACACCUCUGCACCUUGUCAUCCAUGGUGACAACAAGACCAUGGCCCUCCCCUGCAUUCACUAUCUGAUUAAGCAAGGGGCAGCCCUCAACACUCAGACGUGCAAUGGCUCCACACCUCUGCAUCUGGCAGCCCGCGAGGGCCUGCUGAGCUGUGUCAAAGUCCUGGUGCAGAAAGGUGCCAACGUCCACGCACGAGAUGCCACAGGCUGCAAGCCCAUUGACUACUGCAAAAUAUGGAACCACCGAGUCUGUGCCCGGUUCUUGAAAGAUGCCAUGUGGAAACGGGACAAGAAGGACUUUGCCCAUGAGAUGAGGAAACUGAGGAGGCUCAAGGACCAGCUGGCCCUCAUGGAGGAGGACUACCUGACUGAGUAUCAAAAGGAGCACCAAAUUCUGAGAGAAGCUGACUUCAAGAAGUGGCUCCAUCACAAGUUGCUACUCCAAGACCAGUCCCUAAUACCCAGCGUUCAGCGAGAGCCCCGUGCUCCGCCCCGGGCCACUGCCCUCUUCAAGACCUGCAAGGACGGGGUACUGUGGCCUCCCACGAGCUUCCACCCCUCCCCGGAGGCGCGCCUGCAACAGAUACAGCAGCCCCAUCUGCCCUUGGUGAUGCCUGCGCCCACCUACAAGCCGCCCACGAUCAGGCGGCCCAAGGUGUGGAAUCUUAGCAGCAACCCCGCCAGGUCCCCCACUGCCCAGAUUGGCUACCCACAGGGUGUCCGCCUGGGCGUGCAUCCCGACCCCAGGCCAGAGCGCGACUUCCGCUGCUUCGUGGAGGUGAGGUCCAACGGGCACGGUGGCGCGGACCUCCGCACAGUGGCCGGCCGCCAGGUGGCGCCUGUGCCCCAGCUGCCUUUCCAAGUGGUAAUCCGCGAGCUGUACCCUUCGCUACGGCCCUACAGAAUGAAGGUGCCCCAGGGCUUCUGCUCUGUCACUAUGGAAGAGGUGCCCCGGAAGCGGCACUUGGGUGACGGCAGCUUCUGGACCGACACGCUGAGCAUGAACCUGCGAGAGACAUUCGACGAGGCCUUCCUGGCGGCUGUGCGAGCCCAUCAAGGACUCCCUGCUCUGCCUUCCCCUAAACCACCCCUCCCUUAA
Molecule: messenger RNA, 1611 nt
Organism: Budorcas taxicolor (takin)
Lineage: Eukaryota; Metazoa; Chordata; Mammalia; Artiodactyla; Bovidae
Gene: ANKRD53
Product: ankyrin repeat domain 53
Exons: 6
Coding region: 1-1611 (536 amino acids)
Biological process (GO): mitotic metaphase chromosome alignment; positive regulation of microtubule polymerization; regulation of mitotic spindle organization
Cellular component (GO): spindle pole
Molecular function (GO): protein binding
Source: RefSeq, a predicted model, not a curated record